Molecule: messenger RNA, 564 nt
Organism: Nematocida ausubeli
Lineage: Eukaryota; Fungi; Microsporidia
Exons: 1
Coding region: 1-564 (187 amino acids)
Source: RefSeq, a predicted model, not a curated record
AUGGCAGACAACUCAGACACAGGCGCUGCAACUUCACAAGGAUCCGGAGAGGGAAGUGGUAACUCAAGGUUCUCUAAGAUGGGAAAGAAGACAAAAAUCAUGUACAUCGUAGGACUAGUACUCUUGGUGAUUGUGCUGAUAGCCAUCUCCAUAUUCGUAAUCAGAAAAAUAUUUGGGGGUACAGAAAAGGGAUCAACUUCUGUAGCAAGCAGCAUGGUCACCCAGAACCUAAAAAAGUCAGCUGCUGCAGUACCAGCAGAUGAAGGUAAAUCCAAGAAGGGAUCAAAAGAUAAAUCCGCAGAGUCACCAGAUACGAAAAACAGUGCUAACACAGAAACAAACAACAUUAGGAAUGUGGAAAUAUCAUUUUCAGAGCCAGGUUCUAAAGCAGACUCUAACGUAGUUAAGAAAAAGCCAAGCAAGAAGAGAUCAGGCGACAAGAGGUCAGAAAACAAACAAGAUGGAACAAUAAACAGUGGGGCAGUUCAGUUGAGUAACAUGCUAGGGGUAAAUGACAUCCGAUUAGUUGCAGGCAAGGCCAGUAAUCUAGUAAGCCACGCAUAG